This is a messenger RNA of Pochonia chlamydosporia 170, 1518 nucleotides long. RefSeq names its product palmitoyltransferase PFA3. The record is from RefSeq and is a predicted model, not a curated record. Gene Ontology annotation, molecular function: palmitoyltransferase activity. Bases 1 to 1518 code for a protein of 505 amino acids. The transcript has 2 exons. NCBI's taxonomy places the organism in Eukaryota, Fungi, Ascomycota, Sordariomycetes, Hypocreales, Clavicipitaceae.
AUGCCCCGGCGGUGUGCGCGUACAAUUGAGCGCGCAUGCUGCACGUUUGCAACCUACAUACCGCUUAUAUUUGUCUACGGGUUGACGACGUGGGCUAUCUGGGUGGUGGUUGAGAUUGGCACAGUUCCUCCCAAGGGGAGUUGGUUAGGCACAACAUCAUCCGCCAUCGGCGUCAUCAUAUACCUACUCCUAAACUGGUCCUACACCACCGCCGUCUUCACCGACCCCGGGUCGACGACAAACCGCGCUGGCUACGGCCUCCUCCCGACAUCCUCGCGUGACCACCCACCCGCCACGUCCUUCACCGUCAAAAGUAACGGCGAGAUACGGUUCUGCAAAAAAUGCCAAGCCCGCAAGCCAGACCGCGCGCACCACUGCUCCACGUGUCGUCGGUGCGUGCUCAAGAUGGACCACCACUGCCCCUGGCUAGCGACCUGCCUCGGUCUCAGGAACUACAAAGCCUUCCUGCUCUUCCUCGUAUACACCACUAUCCUGUGUCUGUACGCCUUCGCCGUCAGCGCCACGUGGGUGUGGUCCGAGGUCAUUGAGGAAGAGGUCCAGCAGCUAGAUGCCCUGCUGCCGGUCAACUUCAUCGUGCUCAGCAUCCUCAGCGGCAUCAUCGGCAUAGUGGUGGGCGUCUUUACGGGCUGGCACGUCAUGCUUGCGGCCAAGGGCCAAACCACGAUUGAAUGCCUCGAGAAGACGCGGUACCUCUCGCCGUUGAAGCAGCCGUACCGCGCGGCGCACAACCCCGCCAACAGACUACCUCAGGCGGCGCAGCAGUUUGUAGAUUUUCACACGAAUGCCUUACCGGGGAUAACGAGGCCGGAGGAAGGAGAGGAGCGCAGACCGAGCAACGACUACAAUGGGCCGCGGGAAGUGCAGCUGUCGUACCACGAACACGAGAGACUGCAGUCCCGCCGUCGGUACGAAGAGUACCUCGACGAGCAGGAUUCCACGAAGCUCCCCAGCGCGUUCGAUCUCGGCUGGAAGAGAAACCUGCGCCACCUGCUCGGUCCGAACGCCUACCUCUGGGCGCUCCCGAUAUGCAACACCACCGGCGACGGAUGGUCGUGGGAACCUAGCCCCAAGUGGCUCGAAGCACGGGAUCGCAUCAAGCGCGAGAGAGAAGAGCAGCGCGCACGAGAAAUAAGCGCCGGCUGGGGCGGCCACGAAGAGGAAAUGUACGCACCGCCACCGAGAACCUCCAACGGCCCAGUCCGACCGCCCAGCAAGGCAGAUAGGAUACUAGGUCGUGACCCCAACUUAUACGCCGACGGAUCGCAGGGCCUUCAAAUGCAGCGUCUCUCUACGCGCGGCAAAAACCUCGACGAUGACCUCUUCGACACGGAUGACGAAGAUGGAAAGACGUUGGUUUCUGAACAGACAAAUUCCGAACCGAGGACAAGGACCUUUGAUGCUAGUAAGGCGUGGAGGGGCGGCGCAAGCGGCGUCCUUAGAAAGAGUAACAGUCCUGCUGCUGUGGGUGGUGUGUUUGAAGACCAAGGUGUAGAUUAG